AACGUGGAAGUCCGAAUUAUGAAAGAUUAUGAAUUAUCACGCAUCACGCAUCCCAUGAUGAAACUUUCAACUUGGUAGUUUUUUCGUUGGAAAUAAAACUUGAAACUAAAAGUGUGUUACUUUAAUCAAACCGAAGAUGAUGUUACCUCUCAAUUCCAAAAUCGUGCUUAUCCAUCCGACAGUAAUUUCCCUGAAACGUUCAACCUUCAUUCAGAGUAGAACCCUAGUAGAUUUGCCAAUAGAGUGGAAAAGACCGACAAAAGUUCCGUGGUAUGAUCCGAAGAAAACCGGCGAUGGUGUUCUGAAACUUGAAGUAGAUAUGAAUAAGACUCCUACUCUCGCGGAGAGAUCUAAGGAAUUGGAAACUGCCAAUGAAUACGUCAAGAGCUUGUUCACUUUUCAUUUUCUUGGUAGAGCGUACGCAAUGAAUAGAGCUCGUCAAGAAAUGGUAGAUUUAGUGAAAGACCACAAAUAUGACAACAGGUCUUUGGCAUGUCAAAUUGCUUUUAAAACCGCUACGGUUAGGAACUUGAUGGAACAUUUUCAUAAAUUCCCUCAUGAUAGAAAACCUAAAAUAGCUCUCAAAGAAGUGAUUGAAUCAAGAAAUCGAAAAUUGAGAUAUCUGAGAGAAUAUGACUACAAGAAAUUUGAAUGGAUUUUGGAUAAAUUAGAUCUUUACUAUAAACCUAAACCGGAAGUGUUAGAUAAAGUUGAAAGGAAAAAGUCUAUUCGUUACUUAACCGAGCGUUACUGCACAGAGUUCAAAGAACGAAAAUUAGACGAAUAUAAAGCCGUUCUGGAAAGCCAGAAAUUGGAAUUCUUUAAAAACAAAAUCGCUACUUUAGAAUGGAUAAGAAAAGAAGAACUCGAGUGUGAAACAGAACCUACCGUCACAGAGUCAGACAUAGAAAGUGCUAAAAAUCAGCUGUCCAAUUACAUCAAAUCUGUGAGUACACAAGAAAUACAGAAAGGAGACAAUAUUCUGCAGGAUAUUUAAAUAAUUUUAAAUUAUUACUACAUGUAUGAAUAAAUGUUCUCAAAUAAAAAAUCAAAAAAUUAAGA
This is a messenger RNA of Planococcus citri (citrus mealybug), 1062 nucleotides long. RefSeq names its product 28S ribosomal protein S15, mitochondrial (gene bonsai). The record is from RefSeq and is a predicted model, not a curated record. NCBI's taxonomy places the organism in Eukaryota, Metazoa, Arthropoda, Insecta, Hemiptera, Pseudococcidae. Gene Ontology annotation, molecular function: structural constituent of ribosome; RNA binding. Gene Ontology annotation, cellular component: mitochondrial small ribosomal subunit; ribosome. The coding region runs from base 137 to 997 and encodes 286 amino acids. Gene Ontology annotation, biological process: mitochondrial translation. The transcript is spliced from 4 exons.